Molecule: messenger RNA, 651 nt
Organism: Gongylonema pulchrum
Lineage: Eukaryota; Metazoa; Nematoda; Chromadorea; Rhabditida; Gongylonematidae
Source: the annotation of a GenBank genome assembly
AUGCGCUUUAGCAGGAUUCCAUAUACCUAUCAAUUCCGGAAUAAACUUGAACAAAGAGGGUACAAGAAAGAGGAUGCAUCGAAUUCUACGCCAAUCGGAACGAUCCCAGAACAGAACCCUCACGAAAAAGAGGAGCAAUCAGAGAAUGUGAAAGUUACACAAAAGCUGCGUCAACGUCGCAGAAGACAAGCGCUGUUUCCAGGUGCUAUUCCGAAUGUCCCAGUGCCACAACCACCUCUACCGCAGUUGCCAGGUUUUACCGGUCAACAACUUCCACUACAAUUACCGACGCCAAACCUCUCCAGUGCCCCACUUGUUCCGGCCGGAAUACCUGGGUUUUACCAACCAAAAAGUGCAUCGCAACCACUUACGUUACCUAAUCAGUCUGGAGGUAUACCACCACUACCGACAAUGGCACCUAUCCUAGCUGAUCCACAUGUACUUCCUCAGCCGUUCAAUCCACUACCGUUGUCCCCGCUACAAGGUCAACCAAUUAACCCACAAAUCCCUCAAAUGCCAAUCCUUUCAUCACAGACAUCUGCACUUCCAUUGCCGUUAUGGUACGGUGAUCUAGGUAGAUUGCCCGGACAGCCCGCACCAUUUUUACCUCAACUGCCUGCUGCUCCCUCUGCAGGCAGACCGCCCCUUUAA